This is a messenger RNA of Tetranychus urticae (two-spotted spider mite), 2260 nucleotides long. NCBI's taxonomy places the organism in Eukaryota, Metazoa, Arthropoda, Arachnida, Trombidiformes, Tetranychidae. The record is from RefSeq and is a predicted model, not a curated record.
AUCUAAUUAAAAAAACUGAAUUGAAAAAUUGUUUACUCGGUUUCCAUGACUCUGUGACAUUUUGAGAGAGUUAACUGUUUUCAAUGAAAACAACACAUGUUGACACCUUUCAAGGAUGGGUCAAUUUUAAUCAAAGUGAAAUUAUAUGUUGAAUUUGACAAUAAAAUGGCUAGUCUAACCAUCAAAAUCAACCUCAGCAAUCAAACAAGUUUCAUUUAUCCUCAAAACAAUGGAGUGUGAUGAAGUCAGGUUUCAAGAAGUGACCAGAAAGGGAAUAAUAGGACGGCAAUUCUGUUGAUGUGAUUCAAUCCUAAACCCUGUUGUUAUAUUUAUCCAUUUGCUUUCCUUUCUUGGCUGGGCGUAAUAUAUUUGGAUGGUGCGUUUCACAUCACAAAAGAUAGCUGAUGGUAAAAAAAGACAGAAUGGAUCAGAAGCUUAUUAAGUCCAGAUUAAUUUCGAUUAAUGGCAAAAACUGGAACAAUUCAAGUUUCAAUGUAAAGGGGAAAGAAGGAGAAGAUAACCGUUAGAGGAGGGAAAAGAGGAGAGAGAGAGUGUGUGAGAUGGAAGAAGAAAGAGGGAGAAAGGAUCAUGUGGUAAAAGAAAGAGACAGAAGGAGGGAUAAUCAUCAUCAGACAGAAAAGGAUCCUCAUCAUCGAAUCUCAGCUUCAACUUGAUCAUUUAACUGUAACUUCAUUUUACUAUCAGCAUCCUGUUUCUAAACUGCCAAUCUAUUUCUCUCGCGUCAUCUUCAUCAUCUUCAUCAACAUCAUCAUCUGGUUCAUCAUUCAUUACACCGGUGUCUUCAAGUUCAGUUUCCACUUUUCUCAACACUCUUCACUUGAAAAACUAUCAAAUCUCGCAACUGAACAACACUUUUGUGCUAAACAAAAUCUUCACCUUCAUCAUCUUCACCAUUUCCCUCUCCUAAACACUUAUACUUAACCAUUGUAUACAUUCAUCUUUACCUUUGUCCUGGUGCUUUGUGACUGUGUUAAUAUGUCCUCAUCAUCAACAACAGAGUCUAAUCAACAAUCAGCCAAGACAAUUUUAUCCCGAUCAAAUGAAGUCUCCAGGCGAGUCAAAGUUUCACUGGCAUCACAGACCAGUAAAGAGUUUCUUGCAGAGAUGAUUGGUACCUUUUUCAUAGUUGUUCUUGGUGAUGCAGCCACAGCAGCAUAUAAAUUACGGACUCAACAAGGAGAUAGAUUUGAUUACAUGGCUGUUAAUUUUUGCUUUGCCACUGGAGUAUUAAUUGGAGUUUCAGCGACCAUUUCAGUUUCAGGAGCACAUUUGAAUCCCGCGGUUACAACAGCAAUGGCUGCUAUUGGUAAAUUCAAAUGGUCUAAAGUCUGGUAUUACUUGCUGGCUCAGUAUGUUGGCGGGAUCUUAGCUUCAGCAGUAGUUUAUCUUGAUCAUUUUGAAGCAAUUGAACAUUUUGACCCAAGUCAUCAAGCAAAUAUAACUGGUGAAAUAUUUGCCACUUAUCCAGCUCGAUUUGUGACCAUUCCUGGAGCCUUCGUUGACCAGAUGAUUGGUACAUCGUUAUUAUUAUUUGGUAUUCUGGCUAUUUCUGAUGGUAUCAAGGCUCCUCUGAAGGCUCAACCUGCUCUCUUCGCUGUCAUCAUCACCGGAAUCCCUACAGCAUUUAAUUAUAAUUGUGGUGCCAUCCUGAAUCCCGCUCGAGAUUUUGCUCCUCGAUUGUUUUCUGCUCUUGUUAGAUACGGUUGGGAACCAUUCCAGUACACUUGUGGACAUUAUUGGUGGGGCGGAAUUGUUGGUCCACAUGUUGGUGGUAUUCUCGGUGCUUGGUUAUAUUUAUUAACAAUUGACCAUGAAGCUCUAAAAGAGACUACAAGUGGAGUCAAUUCAGUUCCAAAUUCAAGUGAAAUAAUUCAACAAGCUUCACCAAGUUCACAUUGGAUGCAUGAUAGCAAUAAUAAUAUGAAUAAUAAUCAGGAAAAGACUUUAACUAAGCGACAUUCAUACACUUCUAUUGAUGAAUUGUCCCAAGAAAUAAACUAUUCAGCUGAUGAAAGAACAGCUUUACUUGGAAAUCAGAUUAAUUAAGUUACGGCUCUGUUGGUCAUUCAAUUAAUUCCCUUAAAUAACAUCUAUUGGAGAGACAAUUUUAAUUUCCAGAAUUUGAACCAAACCAUUUGCAUGCUGUUGAUUCUAAUCAACCAAAUUAACCCAAAAUUUAUAAAUCCUUAAAUUUGCUUGCAUUAACACCAAUAAAAAGCUUACAAUUUGCUCCUUUUCA